AUGGACGAUAUAACCCGGCACAAAGUCUCCAAGGAGACAGAACGUUUUAUCGAGUCUAUCGAUCCUGCUACUAUCUGCGAUUUAGCGUCCUCGUACCACCCAGAAAAACGACGUUGUUGGAUAUUCGAUGAGAAGAAGAAGGGCGGCUUCAAUGUCUGCUUUCCGGUCGAGUUUGCAGGUGGUCAAGAUGGCACGGCUGGCGAACGAUGGAUGGUACGAGUGCCUCUUCUCCCACGGCUGGCCUUCCCGGAGGAGAAAUUUCGCGGCGAAAUUGCUACCAUGAAAUUUAUCGCGGAAAAGACAACAAUACCUAUUCCUCGCCUUAUUGGAUACUCACUAAAUAAAAACAAUCCUCUCGGGACUCCCUUUAUGCUCCUUGAUUUUGUUGAGGGAAAGUCCCUUUUUGGAGUAGAAUUUUGGAAACUUCCCGAAGACGAAAAAAAUCGUUUCUUCUCCAAACUUGGUGAUAUAUAUAUCCAGUUGUCCCGGCACUCGUUUGACCGGAUUGGUGCCCUAACCUUGGACUCCGAUGGAAAUUGGGUGUUUGAUCAUAAUCGGCCGUUGUCAGUCCUGAUGAAUGAACAGUCCCUGGCCGGGCUCGAUCCAUGCCGACACAUUGGGCUAAACCAGACCUUCUACUCUACCAUGGAUUAUAUUUACAUGAUACAUCAGGCACUAUUUGAUGAUUUCUAUAAGGGACGCGAUAGUAUCCAAGGUGAAAAAGAUGCUCGUGCAUAUCUAUACAGCUUGCACGAAUCCCGGCGGUUCUUAAUGGAAUGGGUAGAUCCGGAAUAUAACCAUGGACCUUUCUUCCUCAUGCAUGGGGAUUUACGAUCCGCUAAUAUCCUUGUUGACGAUGACCUCAACAUCGUCUCUGUGUUAGACUGGGAGUGGAGUCACACGAUUCCAGCCCAAAUGUUUGUCCCUCCAUCCUGGCUCAACGGCCUCGAGCUGAUAGGAGCCGCAAAAGACUAUGGUCGACUACUAUACAAAAUGAAUGCGUUUGCCUUACAAAGGGAGACACGCAGGCGUGAGAGGGGAUACUAUCCCGAGUGCCGAGAUAUGCGUAAGCUGCCUCUUGCGAAAAUUUGGGAGAAAAACCUCGAAGGAACAAACCUUUUUAUUGGUCUCGGGAUGCUGCAGCCACGCUAUUUCAGUAAUAUCUACUGGUCUGUUCUUGAGUACAACUAUUACGGAAAGGGCAUAAAUAAUUAUCAAAAGAGGGUGGAUGACUUUUUCAGCCUGGAGAUACAUAAGCCUGAGUUAGAGGCAGUUCAAAAGAAGGUUCAAGAACUCAGUGACUUUAAAAAGGAAUGUGAUACACUUGGUGUUGAGGUAACGGCCUGGAUAGACAAAGAAAGUGACAAGCCCUUGAAAGAAACCCCCGAGAGUGUGAAAAACAGCCCGCCCCCACCGCCAUACCGUCUCAACGUUGAUGCCAACCGCCUUGUGGGACUACUUGAUGUCUCGACUCGCUGGAAAUGUGUCGGGGCUGCUGUUCUUUCGAUUUGUUGCCUUGUGAUUCUGCGGAGGAGGUCGUAA
Microsporum canis CBS 113480 is the source of this 1542-nucleotide messenger RNA. RefSeq lists its product as hypothetical. Lineage: Eukaryota; Fungi; Ascomycota; Eurotiomycetes; Onygenales; Arthrodermataceae. The transcript is spliced from 2 exons. The record is from RefSeq and is a predicted model, not a curated record. The coding region runs from base 1 to 1542 and encodes 513 amino acids.